AUGACGUGCCCACACGUGUCGACCCCCGCAAUGCUAAGUGAAUGGCUGUGCGAUGGCUGUGAGCGACACAAACCGUCGAAGGCUUUCAUUGGCUCUAAAUUAUGCUCUUUUAGUGUUAAGACAACACAUUUGGACACCAAUUGUGAGGACAUUAGCGCCGAUAACAGGACAGACAUAUCGCGCAACCAUUUCUCGUGUUUGACAACUACUGCAUCAAAAGUGGAUCACUUGGGGACUCAUUCACUACAACGCGAUCUUGAAAAUCUGGUGACUAUUUUGAUU
This is a messenger RNA of Oppiella nova, 282 nucleotides long. NCBI's taxonomy places the organism in Eukaryota, Metazoa, Arthropoda, Arachnida, Sarcoptiformes, Oppiidae. The record is from the annotation of a GenBank genome assembly.